AUGGAGCUGGGAACAGAAGAAGAGAGGAUGAAGAAGAAUGAGAUCGAUUUUGUGGCUCAUGACGAUAUCCCAUACUCCUCAGCAGGAACUGAGGACGUCUACAAACACAUCAAGGAGGCAGGCAUGUUCGUGCCGACCCAGCGGACGGAGGGUAUCUCGACCUCUGACCUGAUCACUCGUAUCGUACGAGACUACGACCUCUACGCUAGACGCAACCUACAGCGAGGCUACACUGCUAAAGAGCUCAACGUCAGCUUCAUCAACGAGAAGAAGUACCGCCUGCAGAACCAGGUGGACCGUAUGAAGGAGGCAACAUUCCUUCAACCUCCCUCCAACCUCCCUCCAACAUUUCUCCAACCUUCCUACAACCUUCCUACAACCUCCCUCCAACAUUCCUACAACCUUCCUCCAACCUCCGUCCAACCUUCCUCCAACCUUCCUUUCACCCCCAACCUCCCUCCAACCUGUUGAUCAUAUCACUCCAUCAUUUUACAUCCUCCCUUUUCUCCAUCCUUUCUUUUAGUUUUAAUCGUCAACUAGGGUGAACAUGAUAGGAGAUAUUGUACAGCGAUCGACUGCAGUGUGACUUUUUUGCAGUGUGAUAUCCAGUGAGCAGGCCUACACUGUUACAGAGCUCUCCAGAUAGAGACGGACUUCAUAGACAAACAGAAACAGUUCUCAUGCUCAUAGAAUAGAUAAUAGACUGUGUCUGCCCUAUGCAUUCUGUUUCUACCUGCAUCAUUCUGUAACAUGGUACCUGCGACUGACUGUGCCCUAGUGGAGACUUAACAGAGAGAAACACAUGUCCUCCAGAGUUGUAGUGUAGCGUAUCCUUCCUGGGAGACGAGGAGAGAUGGCUACUUAAAGACUCCACACAGUCUACACAAUGGAUCUGACGGAACAUAGUUUGCAUAGCUCUCUACGUAGUUCUACGUAGUUUCUACGUACUGUUACGUGCUGAAUUCUGUAAAUCACUGUGACAGAGCCCUUUAGACUAUUGAGAUGCACCCCAUUGCCUUAGCGACUCAUAAAUGAAUGGAUGUUUACAUCAUUUCAACGAUGGUAACACCAAGGAAUUCAGCUCCCUCCACUCCCUCCCUCCAACCUUCCUCCAACAUCUCUCCAACCUCCCCCCAACCUUCAUCCAACCUCCUCCAACCUCCCUCCAACAUCUCUCCAACCUCCCCCCAACCUGCCUUCAACUUUCCUCCAACCUUCCUGCCUCCCUCCAACAUUCCUUCAACUUUCCUCCAACCUUCCUCCAACCUCCCUCCAUCCUCGCUCCAACUUCUCCCAACCUCCCUCCCCCUCCCUCCAACAUUCCCCAAUCUUCCUGCCUCCCUCUCUCAUUCCUUCAACUUUCCUCCAACCUCUCUCCAACGUUCAUCCAAGCUCCCUCCAACGUUCUCCCAACCUCCCUCCCUCC
Molecule: messenger RNA, 1426 nt
Organism: Salvelinus sp. IW2-2015
Lineage: Eukaryota; Metazoa; Chordata; Actinopteri; Salmoniformes; Salmonidae
Source: RefSeq, a predicted model, not a curated record